Molecule: messenger RNA, 1429 nt
Organism: Eleginops maclovinus (Patagonian blennie)
Lineage: Eukaryota; Metazoa; Chordata; Actinopteri; Perciformes; Eleginopidae
Gene: illr4
Product: immune-related, lectin-like receptor 4
Exons: 6
Coding region: 47-742 (231 amino acids)
Source: RefSeq, a predicted model, not a curated record
GUUCCUUCAGUUCCCUGUUAAAGUCACUGAUGAUCACAGAGAUAAAAUGUCUGAAGCUGAAGUGUUGUACUCUGAUGUCAAGUUUAAAAGAGAGACAGGAAACAAUGAUGGGGGCGCAUCCUCACCGGCUGACACCACUUACUCUGAAGUCAGGAUCUUGAAGAAGCAGCCAUCCACAGAGAUCCCUGGUUCCCAGCAACAGUCUGUGUCAUCUCUACGAUCUAAAGUCACACCAGAGAGAGCGGCUGUGUUUGUUCUCAGCGUUCUCCUGGCAGCGUCUCUCAUCGCCCUCGGACUGACCUGGGACUCACGUUCAAAAUGUCCAGAAGGCUGGGAGCAUCAUGGAGGAAAAUGCUAUUAUUUCUCCACCGGUAAAUCAACCUGGACAGAGAGCAGAGAAGAAUGCAGACGUAAAGGAGGAGAUCUGGUUAAGAUAGAGAGCAGAGAGGAGCAGGAAUUCCUGGAGAGGAAGCUGAGAUGUACAAUGACUGAAGAUGAGGACAAGUUCUGGAUCGGACUGACGGACUCAGAGACAGAGGGCAGAUGGCUGUGGACAGACAGAUCAGAACUGGACAGCAGCUUGUCUUUUUGGUUCAACGGAGAGCCAGACAACUAUAAAGGGAGCGAUACUUUAGAAGAGGAUUGUGCGAGGAUGGGGGAGAGAGGUGGAACAACAGACCUGAAGUGUUGGUUUGAUAAAUCCUGUGAGGUGCCUCACAAAAGUAUCUGUGAGAAACCAUGACAACCUGAACAUUUAAACUGCCUCUGAAAACAGUGCAGCUUACUGUAAGAGUCGCUCAGCCUGUUGAACUUUCUCAGUGAGGGAUGCAGAACGGGGAGGAAAGUUGAUUUUACUAAAGCUCUUGUCUAAAUCAAAUAGAAAAAGUCCGGCUGUGCAAACAUUAAAAUGCAGAUUCUUGAAUAUGUUCAAAAGCUAAGGAAGGGAUCACAUGUAACAGAAGUACUAUUUCAAUAUUUCAUCUUGUUGAAAUCAUUUUGAUGCAAAUAAUGGCACUGAAUUUCCCCCCAAAACAUUUUGGGCUCUGGGUAAUGUGACAGCAUUUCUUAUUAUUUUCAAUUAUUUCCAAAUAAAACAAUCAUUUGAUUGAUUGAGAGAUGAAUCAGCAUAAUUAUCCCACAUCAUAAAAGUCAUUGAUGCAUUGUAUGUUUACAGAGUGGUAUUAUUACUUUUGUAUGUAUUAUUAUUACUUCCUGUUAAUCAACAUCUGGUUUCAGCAGUACUCAUAUAAACUGCUGUGUUUAAAUUCUAACGUAACAUCAUAUUUAAUAUUCUCUUCACGUUUUCAUUAGAAACUGUGUUUCUUAAAAAAGUAAAACAUGAGUACUUAACCAUUGAUGUGUACUUUAGUUAAAAAAUGACUUUUUACAGCUCGCUCAUCUGUAAAAAUAAACUCUUUUCAUUCAUUUA